AUGGAGGAGGAAGAGAAGUGGAGGCAGGCGCAGGUGGAGAUGUGGCAGUUUGUAAGUGAGCGGUUGGCAGGCGCCGCGCAGGGAGGACGAGAGUUGUGCCACGCGGCAACCAGGAUCCAAGCAUCGUUCCGGGGCCACAUGGCGCGGAAGCAGGCUCCCAAGGGCAAGCCCGAGGAGGACCUCAGCCGCGAGCUGCAGAAGCUCGACGCCAAGGGCAAUCAUGGACAUAAAAUGAGAAAGAGAAUAAGCAAUUUCCUAGCUAAAAAAUUGAGCUGA
This is a messenger RNA of Gryllus bimaculatus (two-spotted cricket), 276 nucleotides long. The record is from the annotation of a GenBank genome assembly. Lineage: Eukaryota; Metazoa; Arthropoda; Insecta; Orthoptera; Gryllidae.